AGUUGCUUCCAUUUCACUCACAGACAAAGCCAGCUCUGAUGACCAGACUCCGGAUAUGUUUACCAAAGAGUCUGUCACUGCAAAAUUCUAUUCUGUAUACAGCACAGACAAAACAGAACAUGUCACAUCCAUGACUAGAGAUUCUUCUCUGUUCAGCACUGAGCAACCAGGAAAAGUAUUGACAAUAAAGUCACAUAAAGUUGCAAUAUAUGAUACUGCAAGGACUGCUACAACUUCUGUUUCUUCUCUAUACAGCACAGAUAAACCAUCAAUUGCUUCCAUUUCAGAUUUAACCUCCACAGAUGAAGAACGCUCUGGUGACCAGACCCCUGAUAUGUUUACCAAAUACUCUGUAACUACAGUUUCUUCUCUGGAUAGCACUAAGAAACCUACCACCACGUCACAUGAAACUUCAACAGAAGAGAGUGAAAAGACUGCUACAACUACAGGAACUUCCAUGUUCAGCACUGACAAGCCAACACAAAUACUGACCACAGCUGAGACUGCAGGAUCUGCUCCAACUUCACCUUCUUCUCUGUGUAGCACUGAAAAAACAUCAGUUGAUUCCAUUUCAGAUUUAACCUCCAAGGAUGAAGAGCACUUUGGUGACCUUACCAUUGAUAUGUUUACGCAAGAGUCUGUCACUGCAACUGUUACUUCAAUAUACAGCACUGACAAAGCAGAACAAGUGACAACCACAGCACCGCCAUUUGUAAUGACCACAGGAGAGAGCGAAGUUACAGAGAAAACAUCAGGCUCAGAACAACUUGUUACUACCGCCACUUUCACACCAUCCACUUUGCCAUAUAUUGACAAAGUGUUGGACUAUUUACCUUCACCUGUUCAAACUACCACAAAACCUGAGGGAGAAGCUACCAUAUUCAGAGUUCUCCCUAACACAGAGACAAGCUUAGUAGUCUCCUCUACAGAUGAAGAAAGCUCAGGUGACCAGACCCAUGAUAUGUUUACCAAAGAGUCUGUCACUGCAACAUUGUCCUCUCUUGUCAGUACUGUCAAGACAGAACAAGUCAUGACCACACCAAUGUCAACAAUAAUGCAAGCUUCUCAGACUUCCAUAUCACCUCACUCUGACUACGCCACUCCCAAGACAACGGGUGUCGAUGACAUAUCAAAACGGAUGGCGUUCACAACCAAACAACAACCGUCAACUGAGAGAGACACAUUCAGCGAGGCAACAGGUCAAACAGAAUCCAUUGUGUCAAGCACACCAGGCCCAGAUGAGGAAGGUCAUAUCAGCCCUGACACAGAAACCACCAUCUUUCCUGAGGCUACACAGCCCCCUGUUACUGUUACUGGGAGUGAUCGUACAACUAUGAGUGACCAUACAACACACCAAUUCCCUACAACCAAAAGAGACCAUACUACAAUGAGAGUCCAUACAAUGAGUGAUCAUUUAACCACUGGAGACCACACUGUAGCAAGGGACCACACCACUGUCAGAGACCAUACAACAGUGCCUUUUGGUUCACAGUCACCCAUAUCCACUGCCAUCCCCUCUAUUAUCUAUCAGGGUGUCACUGACCAGCAGGUUAUGAUCAUCACCUCAACCAGCAGCCAAACCAAAACUAACCAGACCCCCACCAUGGUGCUGCGUGGUACAAAACCAGCAACAAGCCCAGUUAUCAUAUUUACAGAAGAGGCCAUAGAUGAGGACGAACUGUUCUCUACUGUUGUGGACAGCAUGACCACAACCCCUGAGAUUAUCACUAAAGAUGACACAAUAAUUGAUGCUGAUACUGUGACAAUGGUGGACCCCUCCUCACAAUUCCACCCCACCAUAUUUGCAGAGGAAGCAGGGGGAGUAACAGACCUUACCAUGACACCACACUCCUCAAUUGCAAUGACAGAGGAACCUGAAGGGUCUGGGCCCGAUUACUACUUGUCUUCCACAAUUGACCCACCGAGUCUGGCUACAACACAUAUUCCGUCAGUCACCUCCGUAAAUAUAUCUGAAGAGGCAAGUGCUGAGACGACAAGCAGCUCUACAAAAGUUGAAGGUUCAGAGACUGUAAUAACAACCACCACAUCAUCUGUAGAGUAUGUUGAGGCAUCUAGUUCAGAGGUCAUGUCCACUGUAGCUCAAACCACUCAAGCCACAACUGUUUUCACAGAGUCCAGCUCUCAGACGGCCUUCACCACAUCAUAUAUAUUUGUUAAUGAGUUUUCCAGAGAUGGUGUCACGGAAGAGCAGUCCAAUACAGAGACUACUCCUUCUGCCCCUGUAUCAUCCCAUGCAUCAACUCACCCCAUAGAUGCAAGCACACAGACCACAGUUAGCAGUGAGGAUGAUGAAUCCCUGACAGAUGAGAUGGAAUUAUCCACCACCCCUUCUCCUACUACUAUUGAAUCUGCAGGAGAAGGCCCUUCUGAUGAGGAUUCUGAAGUGGAGAACACAACAACUUUAUCUAGUUCCAAGCAAGCCACCGUGGUGUCUUUGACUGCUACACAACAGACGUCAGUGUCAACUGAGGAAGACAGAGAGACUGUGAAAUCAACCCGUCCACUGCCUGUUGAUGAGUUUUCUGGAGAUGACAAUUCUGAAGGCUCUGGAACCUCCGCCUCUGUAGAGGAGACCUCCCAAACCACAACUCCCACCCCAGACACGAGCUCAACAGCUACUGAGAAGGGUGAAGUGACAGAGGUUACAACUCCAGCACCUUCAUUCUCAGAGGAGGGCAUCUCUGGGGAGGAAAUGACAACUUGGACACCCAAACUCUCUGAAACCACAUCCUCUCUGUAUAGCACAGAUAAAUCAUCAGUUGCUUCCACUUCCAAUUUAACCUCCACAGAUGAAGAACGCUCUAGUGACCAGACCCCUGAUAUGUUUACCAAAGACUCUGUGACUACAGUUUCUUCCCUGGAUAGCACUAAGAAACCUACUACAGCGUCACAGGAGACUGCAACAGCAGAGAGUGAAAAGACUGCUACAGCUACAGUUUCUUCUCUCUUUAGCACUGAGAAACCAUUACAAGUAACAACAAACUCACAUGAAACUGUAACAGAUGAGACUACAAGGACUGCUACGACUUCCGCUUCUUCUCUGUAUAGCGCAGAGAAACCAUCAGUUGUGUCCAUUUCAGAAAUAACCUCCAUGCAUGAAGAGAGCACUGAUGACCUGACCCCUGAAACGUUUUCCAAAGAGUCUGUUACUGUAAGUGAACAAAUUACAGCCACAACUACAGUUUCUUCUCUGUUUAGCACUGAGAAACCAGGACAAGUAAUAACAUCGUCAAAUGAAACUGUGACAGAUGAGACUGCAAGGACUGCUAUAACUUCAGCUUCUUCUCUCUACAGCACUGAGAAACAUUCAGUUGCUUCCAUUUCGGAUAUAGCCCCCGCAGAUGAAGAGAGCUCAGGUGAGCUGACCCCUGAUAUGUUUGCCAAAGAGUCUGCAACUACCACAGUUUCUCCAUUUGACAGUACUGUCAAAUUGGAGCAGGUAACAGCCACAACAAUGUCACCUGAAAAAUCAAUAGCAGAGAGUGAAAAGACUACAUCUACCACAGUGUCGUCUCUGUUUAGCACUGAGAACACAGAGAAAGCUUACUCCCAGCUGAGUUUGUCUGUCCAUUCCACUGUUGAGCCAUCUGUAAUGCCCGAUGUGGUGGUCCAGUUUGUCACAACCUUUGUCCCCGAGGUGGACAUGACAAUGUCUGGGAAAUCUUUCCAUCAGGCCAGGUCUGAGAUUGAAUUUACCCAACAUCCUCUCACUGACAUCUCAUCUGAAAAAACUGCAGAGGCCACCACGAGUCCCAUGUUGCUUGAGGUAGAUUCAAGGGACUCCAUUGACACUGUAACCACACCUGCACAGGGCUCAGAAUCACCUUUUGUUGCCACAGCUUCUACAGCAAUACCAUUUAAAUCAGAAGUUGAAUCUUCAAGCCAGGGACUUACAACAGAGAGAGUUUCUACUGAUACAGAGGUCAGCUCAGAACAGGACAGUGAGGUCAACAGGACUUGCACUCCCACCAGUAUCUCUAUAAAGGAGGAAGCGACCGGGUAUAUUGUUACUUCUCUAGUCACGGACAUUGCCACUGCAGUGUACAGUACACCUGCUUCCGCUGUGGUCACAUCUGCUUUGCCAGACAUUGAGGAAGAGGCGGACCAUGAAAAUAUUCCAGAUCUGUCACAGGUUGAAUCUGAACCUGCUCUUCAAACAACCACAAAACCAGAGGGAGAACCUACAGCUGUCAGCACUGCCUCUGACACAAGUUCAGUCCUCACUUCCAUCGAUGAAGAGAUCUCAGGUGAUCAGAAACCUGCCAUGUUUACCAAAAAGUAUGCAACUACAACAACUACAGUUAUUUCUCUGUUUAGCUCAGAGAAACUCACAACAUUAUUACAGGAUUCGGUAACAACAGAGACUGAAGGCACAUACCAAACCGAGGGACCAGCAAUUACUCCUGUUAUUGAUGAGGCAGAGACGAGCCCAGUCCUACAUGUAAUGACAACAGCAAAAUCACCAGAUGCGAGUGCUGCUAUUGAUCAGACCACAAAAGCAUCAGACUCUGAGGAGUCUUUUACUCCAGGUGUUGAUGACACAGAAACAGGUUCAGUAGAAGGGGCAACUCCAAUGACCACCCAGGAGUCUCUUGAAACAGAAGCUCAUGUGCACAGUAGCACAGCCAAGCCAUUGCAGACAUCCACAUCACCAGUCUCUGAAUAUGCGAGUGCCCUCACCUCUGCUAAAAUAACUGGUGAGAGUGAAGAAACAGAACAGACAGAAUCAACCAGCACAGAACAGCCAUCAGACAUUCCCAGUUCAAUGAAAAGCACUGUGAUCUCAGUCCUACCUGAUACACAUGAGGAGAGUUCAGGUGACCAGACUCCUGAUAUGUUUACCAAAGAGUCGGUCACAACUUUAGCUUCAUUGCUGUAUAGCACUGGGAAACCUACUAUAUCUUCACAUGCAACUGUAACAGCAGAGACUGAAGUCACAGAAGAAACAGAGAGGCCAUCGGGCUCAAAACAGCCGUCAUCUACUCCUGUUAUUGAUGAGACGGAGACAAGCCCAGUCCUCUCCUCUACAGACAAAAGUAGUUCAGGUGAUCAAACCCCAGCUAUGUCUACCAAAGAGUCUGCCACUGAACAAGUGACAACCACAGCAAUGCCACACGUAAUGACCACAAGAGCAGAUAGUGAAAAGAUGGCAACUACAAAAGUGUCUUCUCUGUACAGCACAGAGAAACCCGACUCAAUGAGUGACCUCGCCUCUGCUGAAAUAACUGCUGAAAGUGAAGAAACUAAACAGACGGAAUCAACAAGCAUAGAACAGCCACCGGGUGUUUCCAGUUCAAUGGAAAACACUGUGAGCUCAGUCCUAUCUGAUACAGAUGAGGAGAGCUCAGGUGACCAGACUCCUCAUAUGUUUACCAAAGACUCACCAACUACUACAGUUUCUUCUAUGUAUAGCACUGAGAAAGCUACAACAUCUUCACAGGAAUCUGUAACAGCAGAGAGUGAAGUCACUGAGCAAACAGAGAGACCAGCAGGCUCUGACAAACCGUCAGUUAUUGAUGAUACUGAAAGCAACUCCGUCUUACCUUCUGCAGAUGACAAGAGCUCAGGGGACCAGACAAGUGAGAGUUUCACCACAGAUGGUUUUGCACCAGAAGCUCCUCUCCUGGCUAGUACAGCCCCUCCAAUUGUCUCUGUCCAUUCCACUAAGGUGACAACGGAGGCCAAUGUGAUGAUCCAGUUUGUCGCAACAUUUUCCCCCAAACCAGACUUGACAACACCUGAGGCUUUGCUCCAAGAGGGCCUGUCUGAGAUUGCAUUUACCCAUCGUUCCCAACCGGACAUAUUUUCUGAGGAAACGGCAAUGCCCACAACCAGACCCAUGCUGCCUGAGGAAGAUUCAAGCCAGUCUGUUGACACUUUAACAACACCCGCUCAGAGCUCUGAAUCAAAUUGUGUCUCCACUGCCUCUCCAGUGAAGACUGGUGCUGUACCAUCUACAUCAGAGGAAGAGGAACAGGUUGAAGCUUCAAGCCAGGUACCUACAACAGAGGAUGCUUCUCCUGGUUCAGAGGGCAGCUCCGAACAAGAGGCCGAGGUCAAAGAAACAGACAUUUCUGCCAUUGGCUCUCCUCUAACCGAGAAAGUGUUAGAAACUAAAGUGUAUAGAACACCCACGACAGACGUUGAUGAAGAAGUGGACUAUGAGAGUAUUACAGAGCCCUUACAGGUUGAGUCAAAACCUUCCCUCAUUGAAACCACCACAACACCUGAGGUAGAAGCGACCACGCUCAGCAGUGUCCCAACGGAGGCUCAGAAGAUUGAGCGUGCGUCAUCAAGUUCAGAGAGCAGUUCAUCGAGCAGCUCGGAGGAAGUGUCAAACCCGUCUGUGACUCAGUCAGCAUUGACCUCCUCCAGCUCUGAAAGCAGCUCAGGAAGCGGCUUGGAGAAAAAGGUGACCAUAGUUUCCCCUGUGAAGCCGGAGAGUGACACAGCAGAGGAGACCACCCCAUCCCUCUCUGUUACUCAGGCAGAACUUGCAACCGCCAUCACUGAUUCACCCUCUCUCACGCAUCCUAGGGCUGAAAUUGAGUCAGCGGGUUCUGAGAGCAGUCCCGAAGGAAAGACGGCUUCUGAAGUUGUUACUCCUGCCACUAAGAUGCCAAUGUGGGAAAUGCCAGAGUACACAACUGUAUCGCCAGCUGAAACACAGAGCCAGACAGAAUCGGUCUCUAUGAUCCAAAGCACUCCUUCAUCUGUGUCUGAGGAGGAGGAAAGUGUGGACUAUGAUAAUGUAUCAGGACCUACAUUAGUCGAGGGUGAACCCCCCAUCAAGGUAGUGGAAACUAUCACUUCAGCUGAGACUGGAAUGGAUUUGGGCCAGAUGACUGUUGUUGAGAUUGCAGGCAUCCACUCCUGCACUGAGAACAUUUGUCUGAACGGGGGCUCUUGUUACAGAAGCGGACGUUUCCAAUCUUGCAGCUGUGCCCCUGGCUACAGUGGGGAUCGUUGUGAAACAGACAUUGAUGAAUGUCAAUCCAACCCCUGUCGCAAUGGAGGUACCUGCAUUGACGGCCUGAAUUCCUUCACCUGUGUUUGCCUCCCAAGCUAUGCUGGAUUGUAUUGUGAUGAAGACACUCAGGCGUGUGACUACGGCUGGCAUAAGUUCCAGGGACACUGCUACAAGUACAUCCCCCAGAGGAGGAACUGGGAUACAGCGGAGAAGGAGUGUCGGGUACAGGGGGCACACCUCACCAGCAUUCUCUCCCAUGAUGAGCAGCAGUUUGUCAACCGUCUUGGACAGGACUACCAAUGGAUCGGCCUGAACGAUAAGAUGUACGAUAAUGACUUCCGCUGGACCGACAGCAUGCCCAUGCAAUACGAAAACUGGCGCCCCAACCAGCCGGACAGUUUCUUCUCAUCUGGAGAGGACUGUGUGGUGAUGAUCUGGCACGAGGACGGCCAGUGGAACGAUGUGCCCUGUAAUUAUCACCUCACCUUCACCUGCAAGAAAGGCACAGCCAUCCAUUCUUCCAUCUACCCCUGUGUGUUCUCCUCAGUGGCCUGUAAUCAGCCCCCUCUGGUGCAGAAUGCUCAGACCUUCGGCAGGAAGAGGUCACGCUAUGAGAUCAAUGCUCUGGUGAGGUAUCAGUGUAAGGGCGGCUUCAUCCAGAGGCAUGUGCCAACCAUCCGUUGCCGUGGAGAUGGCCGAUGGGACAUCCCCAAAAUUGCUUGCAUGAGUCCAUCAAACUCCCAACGGGCAUUCUCAAGGAGGCACCAGAACUACAGCCUGUUCAGCAGUAAUAACUACAAGUGGCGGUCCGAUGAGGCAGAGGCCCGACACCGUCCUCACCAUCGAGGAAGGAGAUUGAGGAGAUCAGUGAACAGGCGAAACAGAAGACAGUGAUCGCCGUGGUUAGGCUAGGUUGCGCCUGCUCACAAUCUGCACAAUAGGAAUGCAUGACUGUCACUCAUGUGGAGAUGUUUUUUUUUUUACGAAUGAAAAAAGAAAAAUACAUUUGAACAAAAAAGGAACAAAAAAAAACAAACCCAAAGGAAAUGUGAAAUUUUCUUACCAUUUUGAUGGAAUCUUGGAAUGAAGUGCCUUUUCAAAAAAUAUUCUGAUAUAGGGACACUAAUUUAUAACAACGCCAAAGUGGAUACCUUCCACUGGCUACUGGAAAUUAAAGAAAAAGAACCUCUCAUGAGUGUGCUGGGGAAGAACUUCGAACCAAAUAGUGCAUUCAUUAGACAGUCCUCUAUUUUACACAGACUGAAGAUUGUUCAACUCUUACAUGGUGAAAAAGAUACAGGCAAAUACCAGCUUUUGUGAAAUUAUUGCGCUUGUGUUAUGCAAAAGAAUUCAAAACAUUUUCAAAUAGUCUGUGCUACACAGCUCCUAACGCUCAAAUGAAUCCACAGUAACCAAUACAUCUCCCAUUAAGGUCCUCUCCAUAAUCCGGAAAUACAAUUUCAAAGAAAGAGGAUCUAUCCUUGGGUUUAACAUCAAAAGAGCUCCUGUUGUUAAACAUGAUUACUCUAUGUAUUUUAUGCCGUUUUUCAUCCAAGAUUUCAUCUUUACCAGAGGAACGGAGCAGGCCCUGAGACUAUUGGAUGGCACACAUCACUGACCAAUCAGAUUUCAGAUCACUGAAAGAGAAAAGAAACAUGGGGGAUGCCGAGCCAAUCAAUUUAGAGUGCUUGUGAGGUCAGCUUUGAACAAAUAACCAGUUCCUUAUCAUCAGCUGCAGCCUUCAUCCCGUCUCAUCCGUGUGUUGUAAAGAUAAAUAUACAGUUGAAGUCGGAAGUUUAAAUAAACCAUAGCCAAAUACAUUUAAACUAUGUUUUUCACAAUU
Oncorhynchus tshawytscha (Chinook salmon) is the source of this 8834-nucleotide messenger RNA. RefSeq names its product versican a (gene vcana). The record is from RefSeq and is a predicted model, not a curated record. Gene Ontology annotation, molecular function: signaling receptor activity; hyaluronic acid binding; calcium ion binding. The transcript has 8 exons. Gene Ontology annotation, biological process: cell adhesion. NCBI's taxonomy places the organism in Eukaryota, Metazoa, Chordata, Actinopteri, Salmoniformes, Salmonidae. The coding region runs from base 56 to 7885 and encodes 2609 amino acids.